Messenger RNA from Cokeromyces recurvatus, 3853 nucleotides. RefSeq lists its product as uncharacterized. The record is from RefSeq and is a predicted model, not a curated record. The transcript is spliced from 3 exons. Bases 343 to 3666 code for a protein of 1107 amino acids. Lineage: Eukaryota; Fungi; Mucoromycota; Mucoromycetes; Mucorales; Mucoraceae. Gene Ontology annotation, molecular function: protein dimerization activity.
CUUGUAAUGCACUAUACAUUUUAAAGAUCAAUAACACUAAAUCAAUAAUGUGACGUUCAAUUAUAUAGAUGACUUAUUACUGCCAUUGUUAAUUCUUUAGCCGUCCAAAUUGUAUAUCAUCGUAUUUUGGACUAUAAAUAUAAUCAGGCCAUUUUUUUUUCACACGUUCAAAAGUUGGUAAUCGGACUUUUAUUUUAUCUUUUCUACCAUUAUGAGUGGUUAAGUGGGGGAGGGAUGUAAGUGGAGAAAGUUUUAAUUUUCUAUUUUUUCUUUUUCUCUUCUUCUUCUUUUAUUCUACGCACAAAUCUUCAUUUAAUACUAAAAAAUAAAAUAAAAAAAAAAAUGGAAGCGUUCGCACCACUUCCAAUUGAUCUAUUUGCCGAUUCAAGUGCGAUGUUAGAAGAAGAUUCUUCAAAUUACUUUUCACUUUCUCAAUUCGACAUGGAAUUACAACAACAAGCUCAAGCUGCUCUUCUUCAACAAGAUACUUGGCAAGAUUUCGAUAAAUAUUUACCAAUGGAUAGUCAAUUAUAUAAUUCAAUCACUAACAAUAGAAUGGAACAAGCUCAACCUAUAUUUAUGAAUAAUAACAAUGAUAUGGCAUUAUUGUAUGACCCUGUUGCUGACCUAUUAUCACCGCAACAACAACAAUUUAAAUCUAUUUAUAAUCAUUCAACAACUAAUGUAAACAAUAACAUUAAACAAGAAUAUGCUAGUCCAGAAUCUUUACCUUAUUCAUCUCCACAAAAUAAUAACAUUCAAACAAAUCUUUCCUUAUCUCCUCAACCUUCUCAACUACAACAUGAUAUGCCUUUAUUUCAACAAACUUCUCCCAUUUCAGAUAUACAAUCUUCUCCUAAAGAUUCAAACCUGCCUAUACCUUCGCUUGACUUUAUGAAUUGGAAUAAUACUAAUAUUGCUAAUAAUAAUAAUAAUAAUACAACAGCUACUACUAGUUUAUUGACAAAUAGAACUCCAAGUGACACGACUAAAACUACUCAAGGUAAAGUUCCUAUUCAACGUUUAAAAUCUAAUAAUAUGAUGAAUAAUACUGCAAAUAAUGUUGCAAAUAAUGCAUCAUCAAACGGAGUUCGUCAACAUAAAAAGACUGCUCAUAAUGCUAUCGAGCGGCGUUAUCGUAAUAAUAUUAAUGACCGUAUUGCUGAACUAAAAAAUGCUGUACCUGCGCUCUUACAUGCUAAAGUGAAAGAUAAUAAUUCUCGUACUAAUAAGCGUCCACAUAAAGGGGGUGAUGAGGAAGAUGAUGAUGGUGAUGAUAGCGAAGAAUAUUUGGACGGGGUUGCUGUAGCUACAAAAUUAAAUAAAGCAACUAUUUUAAGAAAAGCAACAGAAUACAUUCAUCAUUUAAAAAAGACAGGUGAAGAUAUGCGUCGUGAGAAUCAAACUCUUCAACAUAUCUUAAGUCAGCUUCCUGGUGGCCCUGAUAUUUUACAGCAAUAUUAUUUACAGAAGCAACAAAGAGAACAAGAGUUACAAAAACAACGUGUGUUGGAACGUCAAUUCCAGAAACAGCAAGAGCAACAAAGAAAGGCUUCUAAUAGAAAACGUGCAAGAUAUGCUGAUCAUCAACAGGAGACCUUAGAUGAUUAUGAAUCUUCUUCUAGUUCCCCGGUUUCAUUGGAUCCAGUGACUCCACCUGCAAUGACAAAUCGAAUCUUUAUGGCUCUUUUCAUGUGUAUUACCUUUUUUUCAACUUCCCCUUUAACCUCUGGUCCAAGUUCUGAUGAUCAAUAUCAAAAUCAUCAUCAUAAUUCAAGAACUGUUGUUGAUACAGUGUCUAAAAAUUUGAAUGAUGCCAACACUUCUCCUGAAUCUUUUCUUGGCUCUUUAUUUAAUUUUGAUAGUGGAUGGUCUGCUUUGCGAACAGUUGUAUUUAUCAUUUGCAUUAUUCAAUUAUUAUUCCCUUAUGCCAAGUUUAUGUUGUUUGGCUCUUCUUUUAAAUUAAAACGCGUGACUCGAACAAAACGAACAAUGACUCCCCGUAAAGAAUUAUUGAAUAAUAAUGUUACACCGGGUGAACUUAAAUCUCGACAAGUCUAUACUAUACUUGAAAAAUCAAUGAAGCGUCAAGAAUACUUACCUGAAAGUACCUUAACAGCUAUAUUUCCUUUAUGCAAAGAAGCAAUCCGUAUUUUCUCUCAUCAUAUCCUUGGUUAUGAUAUUAUGUAUGGUGAAAAUGAAAGUAGAAAUCCUGAUGAAGAAUGGGAUCAGGUAUGUAAAUGGAUUAAACUAAAUGAAACAAAAUGUCUUGGCGGUGCACUUGUCAAUACUCGCUUGACAAUGCUCUAUUCUUGCUUUCGUAUGAUUAACUUGGUUGAUCUACUUGAUGAAGAUUCUCAUGAACAUGUCAAUCAAACUCGUGCUCGUGCUUACGCUACUGCUGCCAUCAUCUUCUCUCUUGUCCUCCCUAAACAACAUAUUACUGAAAGAAUAUCAAAUUACUUUUGGUCUCUUGCUGUCAAUCAUAGUAAAGGUCAGAACGAUGAUGAAGUAAAUCUUGAUUCGUAUACUGAGGAGAGUUAUAUUUGGAUGCAAUCCCUUGCUUGGAUAGACCCUGAUCAAGAUUAUAAUUCUAUUGAAGAUAUACCCAACACUUAUGCCUGGGAAGAAAUGAUGAAAAUUAUUCGUAAUCAAACAUCCUCCCCUACAAAUACAACAGAUAAUUUACCUUUAUCUAUAUCCUACACUGCUCCUGUUAUCGUACCUAUCGCUAUUCUCUCUACUUUACAUCUCCUUGAUAACCUUUGUAUUCAAUUUGAACGUCUCAUCAAUACAAUGGCUUUACACUAUGAAAAUAAGAAUAAUUCCCUUGACAAAAGUCUUGAAACAUCUUUUUCUGAUAUUAUGUUACUAACUGAACCUGCAAAUAUAAAGUCUACUGAACAUGAAGAGUUAAAUGCAAUCAGUGAUCAACAGCGAUUAGCUCACUGGUUGGCUUCUGUUGGUGCUGUUGUUGAAGCUAUUUGGAAGAAUGAUAUAGAAAAGGCAGAGAGAUGGUUACCUACUCUACUUCAACGUGUACCUCGAUCUAUGACUUGCAAAGCUUCUACCAUUUCACAAAAAUCUCUUUUAAAUCAAUUAGAUGAACUUAUCAAAAAGGCAAUGAUUCAUAUCCUUGUGGGUGCUGUCUUUCUAAAAAGUAAUGAUAUCGAAAAGCAAAAGCAAGGACUUGUUGAAUUAGAAAAUGCAGAGGUACUUCGUUCUGCUAUUCGUAAACUACAAAAUAAAGUUCGAACAAAUAUCAGUGAAGGAGACGAAAAGACGGAUUUAGAAUCAACAGUUAUGAUAUUAGCUGAAUUUGUUGUUUCUUAUAUUGGUUUAGAGUCGUGGAUUGACAGUAUGAAAGUAUUGGAAAGUGUUGAAAAGGAAAUCUUGGUUGAAGAAUCUGUGAGUGAGAUUACAUUAAAUUUACGUCGCAUGAUUCGUUUACCUUCUUUACAGUCUAUAAAUGGGAGUCGAUUUAUUGUGGAUCGUUUAAGUCGACUUGGACGCUUUGUUGCAUAUCAUCCAGGAGAUGAUGAUUCUGCCUGUGAUCUAUCAGAUACUGAUGAUGUCAUGUCAACAACUGAAGAGAACCUUGACAGUCAUCAACUCUUGAUCAAAAAAUCUGAUAAAGCGCAAUCUAUUCUUCGCGGAUAUACGUAAUUAAUGUUAUUAUUAUUAUUAUUCAUCUCUCUUUGCUCUUUUGCUCAUACCUCUUUCUUUCUUUUUUUUUUCUUUUCCACUUCAUUUCAAUUUAUUUAUUUUUAUUUAAAAUUCAUAUAAAUAUUUGUGUAUAUGUAUAUGUAUAUACAAAAGGCUUAACAAGAGCUUUUUAGAAAAUUAAAUCUGC